AUGGAUUUUGUUGCUGGAGCCAUCGGAGGCGUCUGCGGUGUUGCUGUGGGCUACCCCCUGGACACAGUGAAGGUCAGGAUCCAGACAGAGCCCAAGUACACGGGCAUCUGGCACUGCGUCCGGGACACGUAUCUCCGAGAGAGGGUGCGGGGCUUCUACAGGGGCCUCUCGCUGCCUGUCUGCUCGGUGUCCCUGGUCUCGUCCCUGUCUUUUGGCACCUACCGCCACUGCCUCACACACAUCUGCCGGCUCCGGUAUGGCAGUGCCGACGCCAAGCCCGCCAGGGCCGACAUCACACUCUCGGGUUUCACCUCUGGCCUCGUCCGUGUGUUCCUGACCUCGCCAACCGAGGUGGCCAAGGUCCGCCUGCAGACGCAGACCCAGCAGAGGCGGAGAUCCUCGGCCUCGUGGCCCUCAGCGGCGCCUCCCGUGUGUCCUGCAGCCCCUGCGCGCCCGGUGCCGGGGCCCAAGUACCGUGGGCCGCUGCACUGCCUGGCCACGGUGGCCCGUGAGGAGGGGCUGCGGGGCCUCUACAAGGGCAGCUCGGCCCUGCUCUUCCGGGAGGGCCACUCCUUCGCCACCUACUUCCUGUCCUACUCCAUCCUCAGCGAGUGGCUCACCCCUGCGGGUCACAGUCAGCCAGAUGUCUUGGGUGUGCUGAUGGCCGGCGGCUGCGCAGGGGUCCUGGCCUGGGCCGUGGCCACCCCCAUGGACGUGAUCAAGUCCCGCCUGCAGGCGGACGGGCAGGGCCAGCAGCGCUACAGGGGCCUCCUCCACUGUGUGGUGACCAGUGUGCGGGAGGAAGGGCCGCGUGUCCUUUUCAAGGGGCUGACACUCAACUGCUGCCGCGCCUUCCCUGUCAACAUGGUGGUUUUCGUCACCUACGAAGCUGCGCUGAGGCUCUCGCGGGGUCUGCUGAAGUAGCUGGGCCCACUGCCCCAGGCGCCAGCCCACCGGCAGCUUCUGGAGGUCAUAGCAACUGGAGGAGGUGAAGGGGAGUGUCCCCACUGGGUGGUCACCUAGGACAGCUAGGAGCCACCCCAAAGACAGUCAGCUGGGGCCUGGGCUUGGACUGCCCAGCCACGGACCAGAGAAAGCCCAGGGGCCCAUCUGUUACCAGCCCGGGGCUGGCUUGAGGGCCAC
Molossus molossus (Pallas's mastiff bat) is the source of this 1143-nucleotide messenger RNA. It is a transcript of the gene SLC25A47, whose product is annotated as solute carrier family 25 member 47. Bases 1 to 924 code for a protein of 307 amino acids. NCBI's taxonomy places the organism in Eukaryota, Metazoa, Chordata, Mammalia, Chiroptera, Molossidae. Gene Ontology annotation, molecular function: transmembrane transporter activity. Gene Ontology annotation, cellular component: mitochondrion. The transcript has 6 exons. The record is from RefSeq and is a predicted model, not a curated record. Gene Ontology annotation, biological process: transmembrane transport.